Molecule: messenger RNA, 1191 nt
Organism: Limanda limanda (common dab)
Lineage: Eukaryota; Metazoa; Chordata; Actinopteri; Pleuronectiformes; Pleuronectidae
Gene: wnt5b
Product: wingless-type MMTV integration site family, member 5b
Exons: 6
Coding region: 1-1176 (391 amino acids)
Biological process (GO): canonical Wnt signaling pathway; cell fate commitment; multicellular organism development
Cellular component (GO): extracellular region
Molecular function (GO): frizzled binding; cytokine activity
Source: RefSeq, a predicted model, not a curated record
AUGUCUCAACAGCGGAGCGUUUCCCCAAACACCGGCUGUGAGGCGGUGACGCAGCGGACCAUGGACACCAGGCCUGUCCGGAGGAGGAGAACCAGUGCUGUCCGACAUCUGCUGCUGGCAGCCGCCUUCCUCGCCUGCAGCUCCCAACUGCUGGUGGUGGAUGCCAACUCAUGGUGGUCACUAGCUCUGACCCCGAUCCAGCGGCCGGAGAUGUACAUCAUCGGAGCGCAGCCUCUCUGCAGUCAGCUGUCUGGACUCUCUCAGGGCCAGAGGAAGCUCUGCCAGCUGUACCAGGACCACAUGAUCCACAUCGGGGACGGAGCCAAGACUGGAAUCAAGGAGUGCCAGUACCAGUUCAGACAGAGGAGGUGGAACUGCAGCACCGUGGACAACACAUCUGUGUUCGGACGGGUCAUGCAGAUCGGCUCCAGGGAAACGGCCUUCACCUACGCCAUAAGCGCGGCCGGCGUGGUCAACGCCAUCAGCCGGGCGUGCCGGGAGGGCGAGCUCUCCACCUGUGGCUGCAGCCGGGCCGCACGACCCCGUGACCUCCCGCGGGACUGGCUGUGGGGCGGCUGCGGCGACAACGUUCACUACGGCUACCGGUUCGCACGCGAGUUCGUGGACGCCAGGGAGAGGGAGAAGAAUUACCCACGCGGGUCGGCCGAGCACGCCCGCACCAUGAUGAACGUGCAGAACAACGAAGCAGGGAGACAGGCCGUCUAUAACCUCGCCAACGUGGCCUGUAAGUGUCACGGAGUCUCGGGCUCCUGCAGCCUGAAGACCUGUUGGCUCCAGCUGGCCGACUUCAGACGCGUGGGGGAGUUCCUGAAGGAGAAGUACGACAGUGCCGCCGCCAUGCGCACCGGACGCAAGGGAAAGCUGGAGCAGGUCGACAAGCGCUUCAACACCCCGACCCCGGAGGACCUGGUCUACAUCGACCCCAGCCCGGACUACUGCCUCCGCAACGAGACCACGGGCUCCCUGGGCACGCUGGGCCGCCUCUGCAACAAAACCUCCGAGGGCAUGGACGGCUGCGAGCUGAUGUGCUGCGGCCGAGGCUACGACCAGUUCAAGACCUACAAGCACGAGCGCUGCCACUGCAAGUUCCACUGGUGCUGCUACGUCAAGUGCAAGCGCUGCACGACGCUCGUGGACCAGUUUGUGUGUAAAUAGCCCACAUGACGGACA